Dromaius novaehollandiae (emu) is the source of this 2133-nucleotide messenger RNA. RefSeq names its product adipose secreted signaling protein (gene ADISSP). NCBI's taxonomy places the organism in Eukaryota, Metazoa, Chordata, Aves, Casuariiformes, Dromaiidae. Bases 378 to 902 code for a protein of 174 amino acids. The record is from RefSeq and is a predicted model, not a curated record. The transcript is spliced from 7 exons.
GGGCCAAUGGGAGGGCUUGGGGGCGUGUCCCGGCAGCGGGCACCUGGGGUGCGGGCAGCGCGGCGGCGCCGAGGGGAGAGCGGGGCUGGGCCGGAAAUCGUUUCACCGUGGCGUGACGGCACGGCUUCUGUAGGCACCGGCCGGCGCGAGCAGCCCGUCGAGGAGGAGCCGUCCCCACCGCCUCGCCGGCACGAGGCCAGGGCCCGGCCCGAGCUUCCACCUCGCUGCUGGCACCGGGAGGUUUAUUCCCAUCGCUCCGGCGGGACGAGGGAGCGACGCUCGCGGCGCCGGCGCGCGGGACCUGCCGCUGCGCCCCGGACCAUGGCCCUGCGCCGGUGUCUCUGAAGCUCCCGCGAGGACCGCCGCUUCGGGGCCACAUGGCUACGGCUAGCAAGGGCGCCAAGGCGAAGGCGGGCGGCGUGCGCUUUGCCCCCAGCCAGCCCGCUGAGGGGGCCCACGGCCACGUGCGCUUCGACGAGAAGCUCCACGACUCGGUGGUCAUGGUCACGCAGGAGAAGGACGGCAGCUUCCUCGUGAAGGUGGGGUUCCUGAAGAUCCUGCACAAGUACGAAAUCACCUUUGUGCUGCCCCCGGUGCAGCGGCUGGGGAAGGACGUCUGCGCCAUCCCCCUUCCCAACCUCAACCUGAAAGUCGUCAGCGUCGCCCCGGUGUCCGAAGGCUACAGCGUGAAGUGCGAGUACACGGCGCACAAGGAGGGCGUGCUGAAGGAGGAGAUGAUGCUCGCCAGCGAGACCGACGACGGCGCCUGCGUCAGGGUCGUGGUCCAGGCCCGCGUCAUGGACCGGCACCACGGCACGCCGAUGCUCCUGGACGGGGUGCGCUGCAUCGGCGCCGAGCUGGAGUACGACUCGGAGCAGAGCGACUGGCACGGCUUCGACUAGCCCCCGCCACGCCGCCCGCCGCCUUCCUGGCGCCCCGGCUCGGAGCUUGAAGUUAGAAAGGAAAAAAGAAGAAGAAAAAAUCCCCCCCAGCCCCCAGGUGUUGGCAGGACCCUGAGCGCUGCUGCUUCACGGAUGACAUGGAGCUCCCAGUGAGGUCCGGGCACCGCGCUUCUGCCGCUUGCCUCCUCUUCCUCCCCCAGCGCCAAGCCGGGGGGGUUUGCCAAGGAGCCAGCUCACCUCUGCCUUGCGCCGGAGCAAAGCCGAGCGGGCCCAGUCACCUCCCCUGCCAGAAGACUCCCGUGCUGCUUCGUGGCUCGCUUGGGACAGGAGCCUGGGUGGGCGCUGGCACGGUGCUGUGCCCGCCGGGUUCGUGCGCAGUCCCCAAAGCGUGGGAAAGGCUCCCGAAAUGCCGGCGCAUCCUUUGUCGGGAGCCCCGCCGUGGCCUGGGCGGGUGCCAAAAGGCACCUGGUCGCCCCUCUGCUGCUGGUGCUGCUGCUGCUUUCAGCUUUGUUUUCUUUCCCCAUCCUCCCCGAGAGGCACGGGGGGGCUCGGGGGCUGCUCCCAGGGCACGUGCCCCCCGCGGUUCUCCCUGUGCAUGCCAUGGUGUCCCCCGCGGUUCCUCCCUGUGCCCCCUGCGGGUCCCCUGUCCCCUACCCUGUGCACCCCAUGGUCCCUCUCUGUGCACCUCUGCAGUUCCCCCCUCGUGCACCCUGUGUUUUCCCCCCCCUGUACCCCACAGUUCCCCCCCCUGCACCCCACGGUUCCCCCCCCCCAUGCACCCUGCGGUUGCCCCGUGCACCCCGUGGUUCCCCCCCAGCGCCGUGGUGCCCGGCUGCACAGUGGCACCCGUCCGCUCCGGGAGCAGAGCCCAAGCCGCAGGCUCAGCUUUGCCUUCGGGGCUUCGGCGCGGGGGCUUUGGUGUGGGCAGAGCUGCGCCGUGCCGCGGGGUCGGCGCCGGGGCCGGCACCCCCCUCCCACCCGUCGCCUUUUCGACACGGUCUCGAGCUAUUUGGGGUUUUGCUUUUUCUGUUUGUUUGUCGUUUUAAGACAGUGGUACGACGACCUGGGAAGCGGCUCCAUUCUGAAAGCAACAGAGGAGUUUAUGUGCCUAUAUAUAAAUAUAUAGAUAUAUAGAUAUAUAUAUACACGGGUGUGUGUCUAUGUGUGGGUAUUUUUGUUUUUAAUUACAAAAAAUCUAUAAAGGAAAAUAAUAAACUUCAGCUGAAAACAC